Messenger RNA from Xiphias gladius (swordfish), 1974 nucleotides. RefSeq lists its product as uncharacterized. The transcript has 14 exons. NCBI's taxonomy places the organism in Eukaryota, Metazoa, Chordata, Actinopteri, Istiophoriformes, Xiphiidae. The record is from RefSeq and is a predicted model, not a curated record. Bases 249 to 1670 code for a protein of 473 amino acids. Gene Ontology annotation, cellular component: central element. Gene Ontology annotation, biological process: spermatogenesis; meiotic DNA double-strand break processing involved in reciprocal meiotic recombination; oogenesis.
CUUGAGACGAGGUUACUGAUAUAACACUAGUGGCUAAUAUCAGCAUGGCACUUAAAAGCUCAUGGUAAAACUUAUAUCGUGGUUCUCGUGAUUGAAAUAGGUCGCGACGUGAAUUCCCUGGCCGGACUCAUGAAAGUCAUUUUUGCGUCAAAACUGCUUCUCCUAACGUCUGACACAGUUGACCCCAACGGCCUCCCGCUUGGCAGCUGAGACGGGGAUCAGCUAACGUCGCUAACGCCGGUGUGAAAAUGAACGACCAGUAUUCACUUCGUAAUGUCGACACCCUCCUCUUUCAUAUCGCUCUUCAAACUCGAGAGCUUUCUCAAAAGAAGAAAGAAAUCACCCAACAAACUAUAGUGUUCAGAGCUGACAUUGCUGAGAGAAGGUCUUACAUUGAAACAAUUCACAGAAAUAUCAGGCAACUUGAGGAAGAAAUCAGGGUGAAGCAGAGCUCUGUGAUACAUAAUAAAGCAAAUGCAAAAAGCAUGAAGGCGACUAACAGCCUGCUUCUUCAGUAUGAGCAGAGGCUGAAAGCAGACCUUGAGAGCAGAAAAUCCAGCUACAACCAUGACAUGGAAGUCUACGAAGAGAGGAUUGCAAGCUACAGAAAGAUAUUCCAGUCACAUCAAGAAUAUUAUUGCCAACAUCCUCUGGCUCAGAAACUCCUCAAGCUGCAGGCUGAAAAAGAUGAAGUUGAGUGUAGGAUCAAGGCCUGUGAUGAACAAAUCACAAUGAAACAGACAGAGCUGGACCAUUUCACUGGCCCAGCAGUCAAUUCUACUUCCACUGAGAAAUUAUCAGAGAGUGUCUCUGGCCAACUGCCCAUAAAAGAACCAGAGAAACAAUCAGAUCCUCAGACAGAGGAGGAGAGUUAUUCUGCUAUUGACAUCUCCUCUCUUCAUCUCAACCAGACAAAGAUGUCGCAGAAUCGUCAUAAAGUAUCCGUAGAGGAAAAUGCUGGAGAUAUUCACGAGGAACACAAGGUCCUGGAUUCUACCGCCUGCAGCCCUUACCCAGAAGACGCGAGCAGUGAGCUGUGGUCAUAUAAACAGUUGGAUGAGCAAAGUUGGCCAGAUGAGAUGCACAUGGAUAAGCAGGAAAAGGAAACCAGUAUACAGGACCAAGUCUUGGAACAACAAUCUACUGUGUCAGAGGUAGAGGAGGCAGUGGAGGACAAGAUAGAGGAAAGAGUAGGUGCAGAUGAAGAUCAGACACCAAGCAAAAAGGACAAUGAGGGACUCACUGCUGUUUCUCAGUCAUCAUCUCAUGAAACUAUUCCUCAGUCCUCACCAUCAAAAAGGAGAGCUGCAUCUUCCACCACAACAUUCCCAUUUCACUUUAGCCCUGCCAGUUCCCCAAACCAAGGGGCCUCUGAUACCAGAUCUCCAACUUUCCUGUUCUCUCUGAACUCUGAUCCCAGCACCCCAGGCUUCUCUGGAUUUGGAUUUGAUGUGGGCACAUCACAGGAUGAGGACACAUCUUUUGCUUUUACUGGCUCCUUUUUCAAUGAUAAGAAAACCACAGAAUCAAGGUUUUCAACCUGCCCUGACUUCCUGUUUGACCAAUCAGAGCAAAAUGAAGAGUUUAAGUUUGCCUUCACCUUCGAGAGCCCUCAGCCAACAGACAAAGAUAACACCAGGGAUGCUUUUCCAUUUUCAUUCAACCUUUGAGUUAUAUGAAAAAUAUCUAAAAUGGUUCAUUUAUUUGGUUCUAGGACCAGUUCCUGGCUUAUUAUCCUCAGUAAUGUUCUCAUUUAGUGGGCAAUGAAAAAUAUUCAAGGUAAGAGCUCAUGGUUUAACAGCAUUAUAAAAUUUACAAGAGUUCAACAGCUAAAAAUCUAAGUGAUAUUUUCCAGAUGUGACUUUUCUAAGAGCAUUUUUCAUUUUUUAUUCCGGUAAAUGGUUGCUAUUUGUCUGUUUUACUUAAUAGCUUAUUUGAAAAAACUAUUCACAUUACAUUGAACAAAUACGACAU